GUUUCUUUGGUGCCUUCUUCAGAAAGCCAUUGAGAGUGGAAGUGCUGGAGAAGGCCAUUCAGUGGGGAAAUUUCCUUUUCCCUCUGUUCGGCCUGAAAGCGAAAACCACAUUGGGAGAGAGCAGUUGAGUGCUGCACAUCACAAAGGUGCUGGCUCUGCUGUGAGCAUUUAGGGGUAAGGCUGGAGGGGGUCUACCUGUAGGGCAGAGGCCAGGGUUUGGUGUGUGUUUUAUUUUGCCUUGCUUGUGCCUCUGAAGAUGGCACGAACAAGGAAAUGAGCUGUGAUUGUUCCACGUGCUGUGCUAGAACUGAGAGCACACAGGGUUUGAAAAGAAGUCCCCUUCGUGAUGCUAUUGCGUUGAAACCUGCAGCUGGCAGUAAAAAGACAACGUUCUGGGUUUCACUUUGGAGGCAAACAGGUUCAGAGGCAGGUAUGGACCUAAGUAAUCCUCAGGAACAGCCACUGGCUGCAGAAGGACAGGAGGUUUUGACAGACUGUAAUCUGAGCAAAUCCCAGGAAAUGGAAAGGAUGGAUAAUGCAGCAGAUAUGAAGGAACACAAUCAGUCUAAUGAAGAAGCAGAAGAUGAUGUGGUUAAAGUGAAAGGUGAAUACAGUGAAAGAGAGGAGAGUGCUUUACAUUCAGAGCCAAUGGAAACCCCUGAAGAAUCUGAACUGCCUUACACCUAUCCCAGAGAAUAUAAUGAAUAUGAAAGCAUUAAACUGGAAAGACAUUCGGGUUCAUAUGAGAACAUCAGGCCAGCUAGUGGGAAAAUGACUUGUGAUAUCUGUGGAUUAGCAUGUAUUAGCCUCAAUGUCUUGAUGGUUCAUAAGCGUAGCCACACUGGUGAACGGCCAUUCCAGUGUAAUCAGUGCGGAGCUUCCUUUACUCAGAAGGGAAACCUCCUCCGCCACAUUAAACUACACACAGGGGAAAAACCUUUUAAAUGUCAUCUUUGCAGUUAUGCCUGCCAAAGGAGGGAUGCGCUAACAGGUCACUUAAGGACACAUUCUGUGGAGAAGCCAUACAAGUGUGAGUUCUGCGGGAGGAGCUACAAGCAGAGGAGCUCGUUGGAGGAGCACCGGGAGCGGUGCCGUACGUACCUGCAGAACGCUGGCAUGUGUGAGCCUGUAGCGAGCGUGGAGGGAAGGCACAUCAAGGCAGAGAUGGGGAGUGAAAGAGCCCUUGUGCUGGACAGGCUAGCGAGCAACGUGGCAAAGAGAAAAAGCUCAAUGCCUCAGAAAUUUAUUGGUGAGAAACGCCACGGUUUUGAUGUUAAUUAUCAUUCAAGUUUCAUGUACGAAAAGGAAAGCGAUGUGAUGCAAGGACGUAUGAUGGACCAGGCCAUAAACAAUGCCAUCACCUACCUGGGGGCUGAAGCCUUGCGCCCUCUUGUGCAGACACCACCAGCUCCCACCUCCGAGAUGGUCCCCGUCAUCAGCAGCCUGUACCCCAUUGCGCUGACCCGCGCUGAGGUGCCCAACGGCACCUCGCAGGAUGCUGAGAAGAGCCACCCCCACCUAAGGGACAAAAGCCUGUCUUCAGACAGAGGCCUCUCCCCCAACAACAGUGGCCAAGACUCCACAGACACUGACAGCAACCACGAGGAGCGGCAGAAUCCCGCUUUCCACCCAAGCCAGAUGCUCCCCGCUCAGGCCCGCAACGGCCUCCAGCCCUUGAAGGACUUCCCAAGGCCGUACGACAUCAUCAAGCCGCCUGCCAUAUGCCCACGAGAUGCCUUCAAGGUCAUCAACAAGGACGGGGAAGCCAUUGGGGUGUACCGGUGUGACCACUGCCACGUCCUCUUUUUGGAUUACGUGAUGUUCACCAUCCACAUGGGCUGCCACGGCUUCCGUGACCCCUUCGAGUGCAACGUCUGCGGGUACCGGAGCCACGAUCGCUACGAGUUCUCGUCCCACAUAGCACGAGGAGAGCACCGGGUGGUGCUCAAGUAAAAGGACCCGUUUCACAAGGUCAGAGGGGAGGCUCGUUGGGUUGUCAUUAGCAGGAAGAAACCUCUUGAAUAUAUUUUUCUAUGCCAGAGUGUCAUGGGGCAGGUGACACCUUUUUACACGUUCCUUUGCAAACCAGUCAGUGUUCUGUAGCAUCUCUGCCUCGCUGCUGUGCUGGCUGGGACUGAGCAAAUCCCAGGAGCAGAGACCCGUUUUUAGAGGAAGUUUAUUUUUGUGCAAAUUAAGAGCCAUUAUUUUUUUAACGUGCAUUUGUGUUUCCUAAUGUGUGCUUUAACUCAGCUCAAAAGGGUUUGAUGCCCUGCUGAUGCUGGUCCCAUGUGUAGGAGCAGGAAUAUAGGAGGAGCUUUGUUUUAGCUGUUACAAUCCCAACGGGCUUCAAAUCACUAAAACAAGGCAAACACACUGGGAGGGAUUAUUAAUUCCUCUUCAAAGGUUUUCCCCUAAGUUUUAAAGAGCAUGUGGCCCCACCACACUUUCAUUUUUCUUCCCCUUCUGUUCACCUGCUUUAAAGUCACUCCCACACGUGUCUCAGUAAGAGCAAAGCGAGAGAUGAGACCUGGGUUGGGGGUUUUUAACAGCACGCCUUUUUGGGAUACCCAGUGAGGUCACUGCUUGGCUCACCCAUGCAGUCUGGGGGGAAAUCCUGCCUUUCAGUGAUGGGAAGUCCUCCUUUCCGAUGGGUGCCAGGACCAAGGAGGACACUGUGUCU
Molecule: messenger RNA, 2680 nt
Organism: Pezoporus occidentalis (night parrot)
Lineage: Eukaryota; Metazoa; Chordata; Aves; Psittaciformes; Psittacidae
Gene: IKZF3
Product: IKAROS family zinc finger 3
Exons: 8
Coding region: 274-1953 (559 amino acids)
Biological process (GO): regulation of transcription by RNA polymerase II
Molecular function (GO): RNA polymerase II cis-regulatory region sequence-specific DNA binding; DNA-binding transcription factor activity
Source: RefSeq, a predicted model, not a curated record